This is a messenger RNA of Oncorhynchus mykiss (rainbow trout), 2116 nucleotides long. RefSeq lists its product as uncharacterized. Lineage: Eukaryota; Metazoa; Chordata; Actinopteri; Salmoniformes; Salmonidae. The record is from RefSeq and is a predicted model, not a curated record.
GAUAUGGAUGUGUAUCAAGAAGUAGGUGUACCGGAGUUUGGUGCUCCUUGGCCCGCCAUGACGAUGCCCGAACAAGGAGUGAUUGGCCAAUUUACCAUUUUCUUCGCGCUUUUUCUUGGAGGACUAAAGGAUUUUCUCUUCUCUCUAGAAGAGGAAUGGUUUGGAGCAACCCAUCCUGGAGUGGGAUGGCAGCUCACUCUCCCUGCUGCCCUGAUUGUUCUUGGUGUGAUAUUACUAUGGAGGACCGUCCUUGCGAUCAAAAGCAGGCUACGUCUAUUGACUGAGACACAGCUAAACGUGAAACUCGCCCAGCUAUCGAAAAAGAAAUGCGACAUAAUGAUUAAAUUGUCUGAAAUGGAGACACUGUUGAAGGACUAUGACGCGCCAGUGAAAAGGUUGCGGGCAUGCCUGCAGUCCUCUCAGGAGGAUAGUCAGGAGCUGGAGGAUAUGAAGAAACAAUGGAACAUCAGAGCUGGAGAAAUGGAGGCAUUUCAUCUCCAGCUCCAGGAGCGUGCUGAACGCAUACAGAAACUGAAAGCUGUUUGGGGACCGAUGGAACCACUUAAAGAGAAUCACAGUGGGGAUGCCAGGAUCCCUAGUGCCACCGACACCCAAUCUACCGUUACAGAUAUCAAGAGUGAGGAAAACAUUGAGAUCGAGGUCACUGUGAUGAAGAAUGCAACCUUAAUCAACACCACACUGGAGGAGGUGAACAGGGGUCUUCGGGACAAAAAUUGUCAGCUUGAAGAGAAGAAUGUCGCUCUACAUCAAAAACUCCACAGCACUGAGAAGAUGUAUAGACAGACUCUAAACGAGCUGACCAAAGCCCUGAUUCAAGGCAAACAUGAGGAAAAGCAACAUAUUGAAACGCUACAAGAGAAAAUCCAGACCAUAUCUCGGAGAGCCUCUGCUGCUGAGCAUGCUCUGGCCAUGGAGAAGAAUGAGGCAGCGCUACUCCGCCAGAGGAUUUUUCAAUUAACCUCUAAGAAGCUGAAAAUAGGAAAACCUGGGUUCCUGAUCAAGACCAUCCCCAAGCCCCCAAAAACAACCAAGACCAACAAACCCUUCUUGAAGACCUGCAAAGUUCUGAAAGCUUUCAAAGCACUACUCAAGAUAUGAAGGCAAUGCAUACAAUUGUACAUUUGGUACAAUUAUUCUCAGGACACGGGGUGAGGCAGAGUACAAUAAAUAAAUCCAGAUGCCUUAUUCCAUCAAACAACUGCAAGAAGUCUUCUUUAAAAUCAACCAAGCUAAAUUGGACACGUGUUUUAUGUCAUUUAUAUGGUAGGUCUCAUUAGAUAUCAUCCAACUCUUUAAAAAUGCCUUUGUAUGCAGAUUUCUGCUCUGUUGCCAUUAGGUAAGAUACAACUCCAUGGGGCUUACCUGCCAAGACCUCCAUGGAAGCCACAUAUCCCAUCAAUUACCAAAGCCAAAUGGUAGGCUUAUGAUGAAGUCUAUUUUCUAGGUCUCCAGGGCUAUUUUGGCGACGGGAAAACCCCACGCGAAGGUCGAUUUGUCCUCACUUUGCAACCCAGACUCUCUUUAGGGACCUGAGCUGUCCAAGAAACCAAAACAUCUGGACAUUUUCAAAGCCGUAGAUGGUUCACUUGAAUGCUUUGAGCAGAAGCACGAGUAGGACAAGAGUGGACGAAUAGAUGUCCAUUCAGCGAGACACGCAAAUUAGCCUACAAAGAAAGGGAAAUGCAGAACAAAUGCUCUUUCUCGUUAGGGUUGCGGGUGUAAACUUAUCUUGGAGGAUUAUAUACGGGUAAAUUAACGUAUUUAAAUAUUUCACUCAAGUACGAGAAGAACGAGAACAACAUUUCCCCAACACAUUAGAUUUGUGCAGGGUAAAUACUCAUGAUAAUGGCCAAUUUAUUUGAUUAAAACCAGAUGUAUAAGCCUACUUUGGGGAAAUUAAUGACUAAAUAUAUAUCCUAUAGGGAAAUAAGAAGGAGAGCCAACAAUAUAAGUGAAAUUCAACAACGUGCUUUAGUAACGAUGGUGUAACGGCUGUCGUUGGUGGAAGAAGGUGAGGACCCAGGUGCAGCGUGGUAAGUGUUCAUCUUUUUAUUUUGAACUGAACACUGAAUUAUAAAACAACAAAGAGAAUGAA